Opisthorchis viverrini is the source of this 576-nucleotide messenger RNA. RefSeq lists its product as hypothetical. The transcript has 4 exons. The record is from RefSeq and is a predicted model, not a curated record. Bases 1 to 576 code for a protein of 191 amino acids. NCBI's taxonomy places the organism in Eukaryota, Metazoa, Platyhelminthes, Trematoda, Opisthorchiida, Opisthorchiidae.
AUGCCACCCGAAGGAAGUAAGAGGGCUGAGAUAUUGCCAGGUUGCCCAAACCUAUACAAGAGAAGCCAAGACGCAGAAGUUAGGCGGUCGAACCGUGGAGUACCUCAAACAAGAAUACAGGAUGCAAGCACUGCAACUGAACUGAUUGCCCCCUCGCUCUAUUCCAGGUUCCGGCUGCGAACCACGGGUGAUUCAGAUGCUACUGCAGCUGGAUAUGCCUGCGUGGGUAACGCCUUGAGCUACCGAGCGGAAGCGAAUUUCGAGGUGAGGUUUAUUGUAUCUGGUUACGACCCCAAGCAAUUUAGCCCUGGAUCGUUCUAUGACACGUUCUAUGACGCUCUAGGUGCUCUUUUACAACAGGCUAAAAUCGUUGUUGUGACAUGGACGCCAAACUGCUGUUGGGGUCCAACUGGGUGGUCUGACGGGGUUGGAUACGAAAAACAUGGACAACGCAAAUCGUCCAAUUCAGAUAUGUGCCAAUCACAGACUGUUCCUUUGCAGCACCAAGUUCCGGAACAGCUGAUGACAUUUGGCCACGCUGAAUUUACCAACCAACUAGUCCCGAAUCCAAAUUGA